Dissoconium aciculare CBS 342.82 is the source of this 2872-nucleotide messenger RNA. RefSeq names its product cysteinyl-tRNA synthetase. The record is from RefSeq and is a predicted model, not a curated record. Gene Ontology annotation, biological process: cysteinyl-tRNA aminoacylation. The transcript has 2 exons. Gene Ontology annotation, cellular component: cytoplasm. Lineage: Eukaryota; Fungi; Ascomycota; Dothideomycetes; Mycosphaerellales; Dissoconiaceae. Bases 431 to 2872 code for a protein of 813 amino acids. Gene Ontology annotation, molecular function: ATP binding; cysteine-tRNA ligase activity.
CUAGUCGAAACGGAAGCAUGGACGGAUCUGUCUCGUUUUCAAAUGGACAAACGUUUCGGAAUAAACCAAACCCUAACCCUAAGUAUGGGCGCGGCCGGGGUGCCGAAUGAUUCAUGCCCUCUAGGUAUUUGACGGCUACAUUCACCUCGACCUCGCCAAGUAUGCAUCCUGCCUAGUUAGACACGAGCGCACACUGUGAACAAGAGGAGUGAUCAGCCGUUCCGUCAAUCUCACGAAUGCGCUGGUGGUUCUUCCUCACGAUGAGGUUGUUACACGGCUCCAGAAGUCAAUAUGACUCACCCGGCUACAUUCCGAAGCAUUGAGCUGCACUGCCACUGUCGACGACAACAAAUAUAAAACACACGCGCUGUCCGUCAACGUGCUGUCGUAUUACUUUCUAUCCCGAAAACCAGGAUUGGAAUUUCGAAGGAUGGCGUCCGAACGCCGUGAACAGCCGCCAUGGACUCCCCCCGAGCUUCUGGCCGGAGUGCAGCUCCCUAAGCUCAAGAUCCACAACAGCCUGACGAGGCGAAAAGACGACUUCGUUCCUACCGAUCCGGAAGGCAAGGUAGUGACGUGGUAUGCUUGCGGUCCUACAGUUUACGAGGAUGCACAUUUAGGCCAUGCGAAGAACUACGUUUCGACCGACAUUAUCCGUCGCAUCAUCAAGGAUUAUUUCGGCUUCCAGGUCAAGUUUGUGAUGAACACGACGGAUCUUGAUGACAAAAUCAUUGUCAGAGGUCGUCAACAGCAUCUGUUUGCGCAGUUCAAGCAGGAGCACCACACCGAAGAUGAUUUAGUGACCGAUGCGAUUGUGCAGGCGACUGAGUCAGCUCUGCAACAGUACAUCAGCAAAAGCCUCCCAUCUGUAUCCUUGGCAAAAAGCCCAGGAACUCUUCUAAAGCAACUGGAUGAAGUACUCAAGGAUAUUUUGGAGCCUCAACAGGUCUCUCCUGCGGCGAAGCACGAAGCCAUAACAGAAGCCGACCUGAUGCUGAGAGCACACAUCGCGACCAUUCGAUCCGCCGCCGCAGCACUCCAAGCACCAGGUAAUGCUCCCGACUUCUUUGCAAGGACGCAAGAUAUUCUCCUCCCAUAUCUCGAUGCUCUACAUGGUGCAAAAAUGGAUUCCAAUGAACGCGAUAUUUACUUGAACCUCACGCAUAAGUUUGAGCGUCGUUUCUUCGAGGAUAUGGACGCGCUCAACGUUCUCCCACCUGACAAACUUACACGUGUAACGGAGUACGUACCUCAAAUCGUGAGCUUUGUCGAGACAAUCGUGGUCAAUGGCUUUGGCUAUGCCACCACUGAUGGCUCCGUAUACUUCGACAUUGACGCAUUCGAGGCAGCUGGCCAUAGCUAUUCCCGCUUGGAGCCAUGGAACAAGAACGAUCGCGUCCUCCAAGCCGAUGGUGAAGGCUCACUGUCGAAAGGAAAAUCAACUAAGCGAAGCGAGAACCAUUUUGCUCUCUGGAAAGCAAGUAAACCUGGUGAGCCUGCUUGGCCGAGCCCUUGGGGCAAUGGUCGGCCAGGGUGGCAUAUCGAGUGCUCUGCAAUGGCAUCUGAUGCCAUCGGUAAGACUAUUGACAUUCACUCCGGUGGUGUUGAUCUUCGAUUUCCCCAUCAUGACAAUGAGCUUGCGCAAUCUGAAGCUUACUGGUCUACUCCCGAUUGCCACGUGCAGUGGACCAACUAUUUCGUCCAUAUGGGACAAUUGAGAAUCCGAGGGUUGAAGAUGAGUAAGAGUCUGAAGAAUUACACGACCAUCCGAUCCGUUCUUGCCGGAAACGAAUGGACAUCUCGAACACUUCGGAUCUGCUUUCUCCUUAUGCCCUGGCAGGACGCGAUCGAGGUGACAGAGGAGCUCAUGAAAGCUGUGAUUUCCUGGGAGGGCAAGAUGAACAACUUCUUCCUCAAGAGCUCAAAUAUCGCAGCGCAGGCUGAUGUCAAAGCCACUGCUGAGGUAGAGCAGACGCCCGCAGACUCCCAAUUACUCAGCGCUUUGGAAAGUGCAAAGAGCGACGUCCACACAGCACUCUGCGAUUCGUUCAACACUUCGGCGGUCAUGCGAAUUCUCUCCGAUCUCGUCACGGAAGCUAAUUCCUCUGAGAUGCCAUCAGCACAGACCGCAAUCUCCAUAGCGAAAUGGAUAUCACGUAUCGUGAGCAUAUUCGGUCUCGAUUCGGAGGGAGAUUCUAAUGAUACAAACCGCAUCGGAUGGUCGGGCCUUCAGAUCCCUGAGCCAGCGAGGCCCUACGUCUACGCCGCAUCUGGGCUGCGUGACGAGGUACGGGCGAUGGCUUUCGCGAAUCCGAUAGAGCAUGAUGCGAUAUUGGAGUCGGCCAACGCUGCCUCCAUGAAUAUGCCAGCACCGGCAUCCGAAUCCUCGAAACCAUACCAAACGGUGCUCGAAGACUUCCGCGACGAGAUCGCCGCGCUUUCAGCUCGAAAAGCUUCUGCAAAAGAUCUCCUGGCUGUAUGCGACCGACUCCGCGAUACGCGCCUCUGGGAUUUGAAUAUAUAUCUCGAAGACCAGAAAGAUUCCCAAUUUGCCCUGAUCCGACCCCUUGAUCGAUCACUCAAAGAAGCUCGAGCAGAGCGAGAGUCUGCGAGUCUUGCCAAGGCACAAGCGAAACAAGAACAGGCGGUUCGCGAGGCGCAAAGGGAGCGUGAGCUACUGGAGCGUGCCAAGAUUGAUCCGCUGCUCAUGUUCAAGACAGGGACCGAAUUUUUGGAAUGGGAUGAGAAUGGCAUCCCGACGAUAGAUGCUACUGGUGUAACAGUAUCGAACAGUAGACGGAAGAAGCUGGUCAAGGAAUGGGAGAAACAGAAGAUUCGGCAUGAAGAAUGGUCGGACACUAAGCAAGCAUGA